This is a messenger RNA of Camarhynchus parvulus, 1135 nucleotides long. It is a transcript of the gene GALR2, whose product is annotated as galanin receptor 2. Bases 7 to 1128 code for a protein of 373 amino acids. The transcript is spliced from 2 exons. Gene Ontology annotation, cellular component: membrane. Lineage: Eukaryota; Metazoa; Chordata; Aves; Passeriformes; Thraupidae. Gene Ontology annotation, molecular function: G protein-coupled receptor activity. The record is from RefSeq and is a predicted model, not a curated record. Gene Ontology annotation, biological process: G protein-coupled receptor signaling pathway.
CCGGCCAUGAACGGCUCGCUGGCGGGCUCCGGGGGGGGCUGGCAGCCCGAGUCCGUGAUCAUCCCACUCGUGUACUUCAUCAUCUUCCUCGUGGGCACCGUGGGCAACAGCCUGGUGCUGGCCGUGCUGCUGCGCAACGGGCAGGUGAAGAACACCACCAACCUCUUCAUCCUCAACCUGGGGGUGGCCGACCUCUGCUUCAUCCUCUUCUGCGUCCCCUUCCAAGCCACCAUCUACACCCUGGAGGGAUGGGUGUUCGGGCCCUUCAUGUGCAAGGCCGUGCACUUCUUCAUCUACCUCACCAUGUACGCCAGCAGCUUCACCCUGGCCACCGUGUCCCUGGACAGGUACUUGGCCAUACGAUACCCCCUGCACUCCAGGGAGCUGAGGACACCCAGGAACGCCCUCCUGGCCAUUUGUCUCAUCUGGGGGCUCUCCUUCAUCUUCUCGGGCCCUUACCUCAGCUACUACCAGGAGUUCCAGCUGGCCAACCUGACUGUCUGCCACCCCAUCUGGGAGAUCUCCCAGCGCAAGAUCAUGGACACCUGCACCUUCAUCUUCAGCUACAUCAUCCCCGUGCUCAUCCUCAGCCUCACUUACGUGCGGACUGUUCGCUACCUGUGGCGCUCCGUGGACCCUCUCCAAGACAUGUCGGAGUCCAAGAAGGCCAAGAGGAAGGUCACCAGGAUGAUCAUCAUUGUGGCCGUGCUGUUCUGCCUCUGCUGGCUGCCCCACCACCUGGUGAUCCUGUGCGUGUGGUUCGGGUACUUCCCCCUGAACCACUCCACGUACGUGCUGCGCAUCCUCUCGCACGUCAUCUCCUACGCCAACUCCUGCGUCAACCCCAUCGUCUACGCCCUGGUCUCCAAGCACUUCCGCAAGGGCUUCAAGAAGAUCUUCAGUUGCCUCCUGCACAAGAAGGCAGCGCACAGGGUGCACGUAGCCCAGGCUGCCCACACGGUCAGCACGCUGGAGGCAGAGCUCAGCGAGGUGACCCAGCUGAGCGAAGCCCUGCCCGGGCGCUCUGCCGCGCACUGCAGGGUCCCCGCACAGCCCUGGGGGGAGGCAGGGCUGGAGGGGCAGCAGCACAGAGCAGAUGGCUCCUCUGUCACCUUCAACGUCAGCUAGCAGAGCU